Messenger RNA from Talaromyces stipitatus ATCC 10500, 1164 nucleotides. RefSeq names its product brain chitinase and chia, putative. Gene Ontology annotation, biological process: carbohydrate metabolic process. Bases 1 to 1164 code for a protein of 387 amino acids. The transcript is spliced from 5 exons. NCBI's taxonomy places the organism in Eukaryota, Fungi, Ascomycota, Eurotiomycetes, Eurotiales, Trichocomaceae. Gene Ontology annotation, molecular function: chitin binding. The record is from RefSeq and is a predicted model, not a curated record.
AUGUGUCCACAAGGCAUGUGCUGUUCUCGCUAUGGAUUUUGCGGUACAACAAAAGAAUACUGCGGUCUUGGAUGUCAAAAUAACUGCAUGAAAACAUCAGAGACAAAAAUUACUUCCCCAUGUCCCGGUGCAAUGACAAGAUCUAUUGCAUAUUACGAAAGCUGGGCAAGCCAUCGCAUCUGUAACAAAUAUAUGCCAUCGGACAUCGAUCCAACACACUAUACACAUAUCAACUUUGCCUUUGCCCUUAUUGACGACAAUGGGGAAGUCAUGCUAUCUCUCUCCAACGACACCAUGUUGUUCGAUCAAUUAAAAAAUGUUCGCAACAAAAGCCUUGAUAAUGAUUUAGAGUUAUGGAUCGCAGUGGGCGGAUAUGCCGUGGGAUCAGCACCGUUUACUAAACUCGCUGCUACACAGCAGGGUCGCAGUGUAUUCAUCGAUUCGGUAUGCACUUUUAUGGAUAAAUAUGGUUUCACAGGUAUGGAUCUCGACUGGGAGUAUCCGGCCGCGGGGGACACUGGUGGAACGACAGCAGAUACUGCCAACAUGGUAUUACUGGUGAAGGAAUAUCGCGACAGGUGUAAGAAUAUGGGUCUGAGCGUGACAAUCCCUGGAGGGACCUUUUAUAUGAAAGGAUUUGACCUCAAAGGACUGCAGCCCUACGUUGACUGGCUGAACGUCAUGGCCUACGAUCUCCAUGGAAGCUGGGAAAACCCUACCAUCGCGGCACCGCAUACCAAUCUCUCAGAUAUUCAACAGUCAUUACAACUUGUCUGGAAUGCAGGAGUAAAUCCAGGAAAAGUUAUAUUGGGCCUUGCAGAUUACGGACAGACAUAUACGCUGUCUAGUGGCUCAUGCACGAAACCUGGCUGCGCUGCUACCGGUCCUGGACUAGCAGGGCCAUGUUCCAACGAAGCAGGAAGUUUGCACAAUGCUGAAAUUGACGCAAUCUUGGAGCAACAUACGGAUAUCAAACCCCAGAUCGAUAAGAAAGCGGCCAUCAAAUACUUUUCCUGGGAUAAGACACAAUGGGUUUCGUACGAUGACAAAGAGACCUGGCAGCUCAAAAAGCAAUACGCUGCGGAUAAAUGCCUGGGUGGAACUCUGGAGUGGGCGGUAGAUAUGAACGCCAUUCAAUCAAAAGACAGGAAAGACGACCUGUGA